This is a messenger RNA of Lampris incognitus (smalleye Pacific opah), 1385 nucleotides long. Its product is annotated as tumor necrosis factor-like. Gene Ontology annotation, molecular function: tumor necrosis factor receptor binding. Gene Ontology annotation, cellular component: membrane. The record is from RefSeq and is a predicted model, not a curated record. The transcript is spliced from 4 exons. NCBI's taxonomy places the organism in Eukaryota, Metazoa, Chordata, Actinopteri, Lampriformes, Lampridae. Gene Ontology annotation, biological process: immune response. Bases 146 to 886 code for a protein of 246 amino acids.
UUCUUCAGCGGGCUGUGUGACUUGCUGUGUGUGUGACACCCUUAUUUUGACACAGCACGACACCCUGAGAUAAACGGCGAGCUCCAAGCGUGUGCUAGAUACGGUUUGCUCUCCUGACGAAGCAACAGGAACACUAUUUACAACAAUGGAAGGACACCAUGAAGUGUUGCUGGACGUAGACACCAGCGAGCAGCAGGACGUGAAGCCAUCACAGCAGCCGUCCACACCCAGCAGCCGCCACCGCCGCAGGCUGGCUGCAGCCCUGGUGGCCAUGGCACUGUGUGUUGCCGGAGCCGUCUUCUUCAGCUGGCAUGCCAAGGAGCAGAGUCAUACUGAGCAAGAUGGAGAUCUCCGCCACAUGUUGAGACAGAUCUCUGGGAAUAUCAGGGCCGCCAUUCAUGUUGAAGGUGAAUAUAAUGCGUCCUUCAAAGACUCAGCGGAGUGGAAAAGGGACGUAAACCAGUUCCACUCACAAGGACAUCUUAAACUUGUCAACAACGAGAUCGUGAUCCCCCAGGACGGCCUGUACUUUGUGUACAGCCAGGCCUCCUUCCAGGUCAGCUGCAACUCGCACGAUGAGGGCGUGGCGAAGCAGGAGGUCCACCUGAGCCACAUCGUGAAGCGGUGGUCCAAAUCCUUUGGGAUCAGCGAUCCGAAUAAUUACGAGACCAUCCUGCAUUCCAUACGCACAGCCUGCGAGCAGAGGCCCAGCAGCGGCCCGGACAGCGGCCCGGACAGCGGGGGCAACUGGUUCAGUGCCGUGUACAUGGGAGCCGUGUUCAGCCUGAUGAAGGAAGACAGGAUCAGGACGGUCACGGAGCCCAGGCUACUGCCCAACCUGGACGACGACCCAGGGAAAACCUUCUUUGGAGUGUUUUCCUUGUAAGCAGGAAUGACUGGCAGCUGAAUGUACCACGAGGCUUCUAAAAUACAUGAAGACACGAGAGAGACGAGAAGGUGGAGCAGCCCGGCAUGUCCGGCAUGUGAUGUUUACAUAUGAAUCAAAGCAGGGCUUCAUAUUGAAGCUACAUGUACUGUGAGACACACAGUAAGUACAGCAGCAGUACGUCCGCCUGUGUACUGCAACAGUUUAACGUAGACCCACCAAGACAGUCUUGAUGGGUCUACGUUUGAAGUACUUCAUGUACUACGUAUCUGAGUCUCAGCGCUGCUGGGCGACACUACGUUGCACAAUGUGCAGUGUAUAAUGUAUAUCUCAUGAGCUUUCAGACUUGUGAAUUGUGAAUCAUCACACGUUGAUCGUGUAACUACUCUUAUUUUACCAGUCGUCCUCAUGUAGGACACGUGUCACACUGUCUAUUGAUUUAUUUAUCUCUUAAUAUUUAUUAGUUUGUCAUGGUAUUGUAUUUGCUCAUGUUUCACUU